CAGUGUAAGCAGUGUGGUGUCAGAUUUUUGGAUGAUACACUAGGAAAGAAAGAGAUGGAGGAUCAUCUUUACAUGCACUUCAGACAAAAUUGUAAAGCAAAUCAGAGCCUUGGCCAUGGACAUAGUCGCAGUUGGUUUGUCGACCUUGAUGUACAAUUUCCCUUCUUGUUGGACCCCAAACAUACUAACCGUCUUUCAGCUCAACCUACAGCCAAUAAGGCUGCGCUUGCGGUAGAUGCAGCACAACAUGAUGCUGAGCUGCCCACGCUGUUUGUUGUUGUGCCAUCGGGCGACAAAGCAAAGCCCUUG
Messenger RNA from Suillus fuscotomentosus, 309 nucleotides. RefSeq lists its product as uncharacterized. The annotation marks the transcript as partial. The transcript has 2 exons. The record is from RefSeq and is a predicted model, not a curated record. NCBI's taxonomy places the organism in Eukaryota, Fungi, Basidiomycota, Agaricomycetes, Boletales, Suillaceae.